GGGUGCAGUCGGUCCCAGAGUGGCAGCAAUGAGGACAGGGGACACUGAGCUGUGUUUGGGUGACGCAGGGCAGGGGCCAGGCCUGGCUGCCCCCCCAGACACCCCGGCUCUCUCCUCCCUGAUGCGGGGGCAGCACCUUCCUCCUCCUCCUCCUUUUCUUCCUCCUCCUCCUGCUGCUGCUGCUGCUACUCCUGCUCGGCUCCUCUCCCCAUCGGCCCCGCAGAGGCUCCCAUGGGGCGCCCAGGUCCCCUCAACCUGACCUGCGUGUCCUACAAGCACCCGAGCGUGCGGGGCGCGCUGGGGGGCGCGGGGGGCGCGGCGGGCGCCGUGCGCUGCCCCCCCGGGCAGUGCUGCGUCGGCAUCUGGAACCGCAGCCACGCUCUGGUGCAGGGCUGCUGGGGAGGCCGGGGGGACGCGUGUCCCUCGGCCACGUGCGCGCCCAGCCCCGCGGGACACCCCGGCAGCUCCGUGCUGCUGUGCCUGUGCCACGGCCACCUCUGCAACGGCAACGCCACCGGCACCGCGGCGGGCACCGGCACGGCCGGGGGGCUCGGGGGGCCCCGCCAGGGCCCAGUGCCCGGCCGGGGGGGCUCCGCGGGGACCCUGUGGCUGCUGGGUGCCAGCCCCCUCCUCCUCAUCCUCCUCACCUGUCUGGGCGUCCUCGGUAGGGACAGGGACACGGCGGGGACGGGGGGACCCCCGGGCGCAGCCACCCCCUACCCGAUGUCCCCUGGGUGUCCCCAAAUGCCACAUCUCUGGUGUUCCCGGAGUGCGGGUCCCCGGGGUGGAGGCGGGGUGUCCCCAAGUGUUGUGUCGCUGGGGCGGGGUGUCCCUGGUGUCCCUGUGACCCCUCGGGGUGGGGUGUCCCGGGUGGGGUGUCCCCCGUGUCCCGAGCACCCCGGGAUGCCACAUUCCCCGUGUCCCCCGCCUGGCGAGGGGGGGCUGUCGGUCCCUGGAGCCCCCAGGUCCCGUGUCCCUGAUUUGGGGGGUUCCUGUGGGGGCGGUCCCCCGAUGGGGGUGUCCCCGGUGUCCCCAUCCAGGACUGCGCUGGACAAGGGCCCGCACGGGGCAGUCACCGCGGGGGGGGCGGAGAAUCGGGGUCCCCCCGGAGCCCCCCAGCCCGGACCUGCCUGCGCUGCACUUCCUGCAGGUGCUGCAGUCGGGGCGCUUCUCGGCCGUGUGGCGGGGCACGCUGCGCCAGCGGCCCGUGGCCAUCAAGGCGUUCGCGGCCGGGGCCGGCAGCCGGUUCGCGGCCGAGCGCGCCGUGCACUCGCUGCCGCUGAUGGAGCACGAGAACGUGGCCAGGCUGCUGCACACCCGCGCGGCCGGGCCCCGCGGCCGCGGGGGGCUCCUGGUGCUGCAGCUCUACCCGGCCGGCUCCCUGCGCCACUUCCUGGGCCAGCACGUGGGGACGUGGGCGGGCAGCGUGCGCCUGGCGCUGUCCCUGGCCCGCGGCCUGGCCUUCCUGCACCAGGAGCUGUGGCGCGACGGGCUGUACAAGCCCAGCGUGGUGCACCGGGACCUGAGCAGCCAGAACGUGCUGGUGCGGGAGGACGGCACCUGCGCCAUCGGCGACUUCGGGCUGGCGCUGGCGCUGCCGCCGCGCGCCCAGGACAGCGCCGGCUCCCGGCACGCCGUGGCCAUCCGCAAGGCGGGCACCCAGCGGUACCUGGCACCCGAGAUCCUGGACGAGAGCCUGGACCUGCGGGCCUGGGGCCGGGCGCUGCGCCAGGCCGACGUCUACGCGCUGGGCCUGCUGCUCUGGGAGAUCCUGUCCCGCUGCCAGGCGCUGAGCCCCGGAGCCCCGGUGCCGCCGUUCCGGCUGGCCUACGAGGCCGAGCUGGGCGCCAGCCCCAGCGGGGCGCAGCUGCGGCGCCUGGCCGCCGACGAGAGGCGGCGGCCGCUGAUCCCCCCGGCCUGGCACCGCGCCCCCCAGCCCGGGGGGGCUCUGCCGGAGCUGCUGGAGGAUUGCUGGGACCCGGACCCCGAGGCGCGGCUCUCGGCCGAGCGGGCGCUGCAGCGGCUCCAGCGCUUGGCCGCGGGGCCCGCACCGGCCCCGGGGGACCCCGGCCCGGGGACCGCCCCCCGCCAGGUCCUGGACUCUCCCAGCAUGUGGAACCCGGGUGCAGGUACAGGGGGACACCCCAAAAUGGGGGGGCUGCCUUGACCCCCCCCGGGGUCAGACCCCCCCUCAAUCUCCUCUUUUCUCCCCCCCCAGGACAGCCGCCCCCCCCCAACCCCGUGUACCCCCCGAACCCCACGUACCCCCCCCAGGUCCCACCCCCCAACCCCGUGUACCCCCCGCCCGCGGCGCCCCCCAACCCGCUGGGGGGGCCGGGGCAGCCCCCGUACCCCGCGGGGCCGCCCCCGGCCCCCUCGGUGCCCCCCUUGGGCCCCCCCCUGCCGCAGCCCCCCCACCCGGGGGUGCUCCCCCACCCGGGGGUGCUGCCCCACCCGGGGGUGCUCCCCUCGUUCCCCCCCGCGCUGGACAAGAAGGCGGCGAAGAAGAUGAAGAAGAGGAUGAAGAAGGCUCACAAGAGGCACAAGCGCUCUUCGUCCUCCUCCUCCUCCUCCAGCAGCUCCGACUGAGGCUCCUGGGACCCCCCAGGACCCCCAGCAUCACCCGGGACCCCCCAGGACCUCCUGGAACCCCUGGGACCAGCAGGAGCCACCUGGGACCUCUCGGGACCGCUGUGACCAGCCGGGACCCCCCAGGACCCCCAGAAUCACCUGGGACCCCCCGGGACCCCCGUCCUGUCCCCGUGCCGCCCAUGCCCUGCUCCCGGGGGGUCCCGGGCUGUCCCCCAAUAAAGCUCUGGGACACCCCAA
This is a messenger RNA of Passer domesticus (house sparrow), 2829 nucleotides long. Its product is annotated as anti-Muellerian hormone type-2 receptor-like. Gene Ontology annotation, cellular component: signaling receptor complex; plasma membrane. The transcript has 12 exons. The record is from RefSeq and is a predicted model, not a curated record. Bases 232 to 2589 code for a protein of 785 amino acids. Gene Ontology annotation, biological process: protein phosphorylation; cellular response to growth factor stimulus; BMP signaling pathway. Gene Ontology annotation, molecular function: transforming growth factor beta receptor activity; ATP binding. Lineage: Eukaryota; Metazoa; Chordata; Aves; Passeriformes; Passeridae.